Messenger RNA from Episyrphus balteatus (marmalade hoverfly), 795 nucleotides. Its product is annotated as protein-lysine N-methyltransferase CG9154. Gene Ontology annotation, molecular function: nucleic acid binding; protein-lysine N-methyltransferase activity. The record is from RefSeq and is a predicted model, not a curated record. NCBI's taxonomy places the organism in Eukaryota, Metazoa, Arthropoda, Insecta, Diptera, Syrphidae. The coding region runs from base 119 to 769 and encodes 216 amino acids. The transcript is spliced from 4 exons. Gene Ontology annotation, biological process: methylation.
CAUACAAACGGGGUAAUAGUUUGUCGAUGGGUUCGUAUAACAUCAAGCAUUAAAAAUUAUAAAUUGAAUGUCACAUUUUAUACUACAUAAGCAGUGAAAUUAUCCUUUCUUAUUGAAAAUGAAUUCAUUGGAAGAUACUGAUGUAACGCUAACGGCAGAGACACUCCAUGUUCUCAAUGAAUUCCUUCAUGAAAAGGCCGAACGAGAGCGGGAAGAACAAAAUCGUGUUUUAGGUAUAUCAGGAAAUACCUCAAUGUUUGAAGAAGACUGGCAACUAAGUCAGUUUUGGUAUAGCGAGGAGACAAAACAUUCUGUAGGAAAGGUAGUUCAAAAGCUUUCAAGCCCUGGAAGUCAGAUAGCACUUCUCUCGUGUCCGUCACUCUAUAGUACAAUUAAAGAUAUACAUGCCGAUGUAAAAAUAUUUGAGUUUGACAGAAGAUUUUCAACUUUCGGAGAUGACUUCAUUUUCUAUGACUUUAAUGAUGCCUUCCAGGAGCCCAACCACAUCGACGAACACGCAAGCCUCUAUGACUUAAUAAUAGCGGAUCCACCGUUCCUAUCAGAAGAUUGUAUUAUCAAAACAGCUCACAUUAUAAAAAAGCUAAAGAAACCAGAAGGAAAGAUAAUUUUCUGCUCGGGAAAAGUGGUUGAGCCUUGGGUAACAAAGUUUUUGGAUCUGAAACUUUGUAAUUUUUGUCCAGCGCACAAUAGGAACCUCGGAAAUGAAUUCGUUUCGUUCGCAAAUUUUAAUUUAGAUGAACUCUUAUAAAAACAACUAGUUAUGUAAUGCUUAAA